AUGGAUCCAGACCAAUUUCGGAUGUUCCUAGAGCAUCAGUCUAAUGUAUUCGUACAAUUGAUGAAUACUAUAUCCGCCCAAGCACAGCAACACCGGGCACAAUCUGAACAACAUGCUAGAUCCGCCACGGUUCCAGUGCCACAACCGUCGCCAUUGUCGUUGGAAGGAGAUAUGACUGCCAAUUUCGAAUUUUUCGAAAGGAAUUGGAAAAACUACGCAAGUGCCAUGGGAAUGGAUAAAUGGCCACCAGCGGACAAUGGCAGAAAAGUAAGCGUGCUUCUGUCGGUCAUAGGUGAAGAAGCCAGAAGAAAGUUUUUUAACUUUGAGUUAACCGUAGAGCAACAAAUGAACCCGGACGCUGCUUUGUCAGCAAUUAAAAAUAAAGUCGUGACGAAGAGAAAUAUCAUUGUUGAUCGACUCGAUUUCUUCUCGGCUGUUCAGUCGCCAGGUGAAACUAUCGAUGAUUUCGUAGUCCGUCUCAAAAUACUUGCUAAGGUGGCUAAGCUGCGAGACCUAGAACUUGAGCUUAUCGCAUUCAAGGUAGCUACGGCGAAUAAAUGGCCCAACCUCCGCACUAAGAUGAUGACUGAUACGGAUGUCACACUGGAUAAAGCUGUCGAUUUGUGCAGGACAGAAGAAAUAGUGUCGCAACGAUCUCAUGAGCUAGGAGGUCCUCCUGUACUACAGUCCGACGUAAAUAAAGUCUUCAAAUCCAAUCAAAAGUCAAUGCGAUGUAAAUUCUGUGGAGACUACCACGAAUUUUCAAAAGGUUUCUGUCCGGCGUUAGGAAAACGCUGCCACCGCUGCAAGAAGAAAAACCACUUCGAGAAAAUGUGUAAAGUUGGUAAGAAAACUAAGCCACGAAAGUCGAAACGGGUAAAAGAAAUAAAGGAGAAUGCUACUGAAUCAGACACAUCGUGUGCAGACAGCGUAUCAUCAUGCGAGGAAACGGAUGACGAAUACGAAAUCGGUAAAAUUUAUGACAAUUCGAACUCAGGUGGAAGUGUGCUGGCAGAAUUAAAUCUAAAAUUCGGUAAAAAAUGGAAACCUGUUCUUUGUGAAGUAGAUACGGGUGCUAAUACUAGCUUAGUUGGUCACUCUUGGCUAGUCAAACUUUGCGAUGCGGACAGUCCACUCAUUUUGCCUUCCAAAUUCCGACUUCAAAGUUUUGGUGGAAAUGCCAUCAAAGUGUUGGGCCAAGUCAAAGUGCCAUGUCGUCGUUUCGGUAAACAAUUCGUUCUUGUCUUGCAAGUAGUAGACGUCGACCAUCGUCCUUUACUAUCAGCGAACGCUUCACGAGAACUUGGUCUCGUCAAAUUUUGUAACACGGUCUCAUUUAGUCAACCUGAACCAGCUACCAGUUCUCAACAAGAUAACCUGCUUAACAUACAUCGAGUAAAGGCGCAGCAGAUUGUGGAGAAUCAUAAAGAUUUGUUCAGCGGUUACGGAAAACUUCCCGGAAUAGUGUCACUGGAGAUAGACCACACCAUCACUCCGUCAAUACAACAUCCUCGCCGUGUGCCUAUUGCAAUGCGCAGUAAGCUCAAAGCCGAACUGGAAAACCUCGAGAAGGAUGGAAUUAUUGUAAGAGAAACCGAACACACUGAAUGGGUGAGUAAUAUUGUGAUCGUCCAACGUGGCUCUGGGGUUCGCAUUUGUCUAGAUCCUGUAAUUUUGAAUAAGGCGCUGAAAAGACCUCGUCUACAAUUUGUUACCUUGGACGAGAUAUUACCGGAACUGGGCAAAGCGAAAAUUUUCUCCACUGUUGACGCCAAAAAAGGCUUUUGGCAGGUAGCUCUCGAUGAACCAAGCAGCAAAUUAACUACCUUCUGGACCCCCUUCGGUCGAUACCGAUGGACACGUUUGCCAUUUGGUAUAGCACCAGCACCAGAAAUCUUUCAACUCAAAUUGCAAGAGGUGAUCCAAGGCCUAAAAGGUGUAGAGUGUAUCGCUGACGACCUUCUUAUAUACGGGGUUGGAGAAACAUUUGAAAAAGCUCUAAAAAACCACAAUGAAAAUCUGGAUAAACUGCUAUGUCGUCUAGAAGAAAAGAACGUAAAGUUGAAUAAGAGCAAGAUGAAAUUGUGUAAAAGAUCGAUUAAGUUUUACGGGCACGUUCUCACCGAUCAAGGUCUGAAACCGGAUGAAGCAAAGGUAUCUGCAAUCAGAGAUUUCCCGAGGCCAAUGAGCCGAAAAGAAGUUCAUAGAUUCGUGGGUAUGGUCACUUACCUGGGACGCUUUAUCAAAAACCUUAGUGAUAAUUUGGCGAAUCUACGUAAACUGAUUUCGGAGUCUGUACCCUGGAAGUGGACGGAAAUUGAAGAAAAAGAGUUUAAUGAUGUCAAAGCUUUAGUCGCCGAUCUCACAACAUUGCGUUAUUAUGAUGUUUCCCAACCGCUAUUCAUCGAAUGUGACGCUAGCUGCAUUGGUCUUGGAGCCGCUGUAUUCCAAAAUAAUGGUAUUGUUGGAUACGCUUCACGAACGCUCACAGCAGCCGAGAGAAAUUACGCGCAGAUUGAAAAAGAACUUCUCGCUAUAUUGUUUGCCUGCGUUAGAUUUGAUCAGCUAGUAGUUGGCAAUCCCAAGACAACAAUUCGAACGGAUCACAAGCCUCUUCUAAAUAUUUUCAAAAAACCGUUGUUGUCAGCACCCCGUCGAUUGCAGCAUAUGCUGCUGAAUCUUCAGCGUUACAAUCUUUCCGUUGAAUACGUCACUGGGAAAGAAAAUGUAAUCGCCGAUGCGCUAUCUCGUGCCCCUUCACCGAAUCUGCGACAAUGUGAGGAACACAAGAAACAAAAUAUCUUUAAAGUUUUUGAUAAAAUCGAAGAAGUCAAGCUCAGCAAGUAUCUGCAGGUUUCUAGUGCAAGAAUUGAAGAAAUCAUCCAGGAAACGGAAGCAGACCAGUCCAUGCAACGUGUGAUGUACUAUAUUCAAAAUGGCUGGCCUCAAUCCAUAGAUCGGGUUCCGGACAGCGAGAAAAUAUAUUUUGGCUUCAGGAAUGAAUUAUCAUUUCAAGAUGGUUUGAUUUUUCGAAAAGACUGCAUUGUAAUUCCAUUUGUGCUUCGUAAUAAAUUAAUCACUAGCUGCCAUGCAAGUCACAACGGUGUUGAAGCAACACUAAAGCUAGCUCGAGCAAAUCUUUUUUGGCCGGGUAUGUCGGCACAAAUUAAGGACGUAGUGAAAAAUUGUAGUGUAUGUGCUAAAUAUGCGGCAUCACAACAAAAUCCGGAGAUGAAAAGCCACGAUAUUCCAAUUUACCCCUUUCAGCUCAUCUCCAUGGAUGUAUUCUUCUGUGAUCAAAAAGGCUUGAAGCGCAAAUUUCUAAUCACGGUUGAUCAUUAUUCGGACUUCUUUGAAAUCAACUUGCUUAAAGACUUAAGUCCUGAGUCAGUAAUAGAUGCCUGUAAGCAAAAUUUCGCACGCUUCGGAGUCCCACAACGUGUCGUCACAGACAACGGUACCAACUUCGCUAAUCAGAAAAUGGCUAAAUUUGCUUCAGACUGGGACUUUGAAUUGGCAACUUCCGCACCACAUCAUCAGCAAGCGAAUGGUAAGGCUGAGUCGGCAGUUAAAAUAGCGAAGAAUUUGAUGAAAAAAUCCGACGAAAGCGGUACAGACUUUUGGUACGCUUUAUUGCAUUGGAGAAAUAUUCCAAAUAAAAUAGGCUCGAGUCCAGCAGCUCGACUACUAUCUCGUUCCAUUCGGUGUGGUGUACCAGCUUCUGCAGCGAAGUUGCUGCCAAAAAUAGAGGACGACGUGUCCACUAAAAUUGAAACGAAUCGUAGACACUAUAAAUUACAUUAUGAUCGUAAAUCACGUAAUUUACCUGAGUUGCAGGUUGGAUCGCCAGUUUAUGUACAACUUCAUCCUGAAACCAAUAAAGUGUGGACGGAGGGAAGGAUUUCGCAACGAUUUAAUGAUCGCUCGUAUCUGGUGAAUGUGGAAGGAACCAAGUACCGUCGCUCACUGGUACAUCUGAAACCGCGUAAAGAGCCCGAUUCGCCGCCGAUCCGCUAUUCGUUAUCCUGUCCGAAUGUCUUGGAGGGUCCGUCUUCGCGUUCGGAAGAUCACCGGUUGUCAACAGGUAACCAAAACAUGAAUCCGAUGAAUUCCGCCGAUCGAAAAAACACAAGCAACGAACGGGAAAUGUCACCCGCUACGGGUCGUACAACACUCGAGCAGCCGACGAUGCAAAUGUUUGCUGAGACGACACAACCGCAAGCAGCAGUGCCGCCAGUUUCGAAGUCAAAGAGGAUUUGUCCCACUACACCGUUGCCGUUACACCGUCCGAAAAGGAAAUUGCGUAUUCCUGUUAAGUUUAAAGAUUUUUUGAUGAAUUAA
Sabethes cyaneus is the source of this 4341-nucleotide messenger RNA. RefSeq lists its product as uncharacterized. Gene Ontology annotation, molecular function: nucleic acid binding. Lineage: Eukaryota; Metazoa; Arthropoda; Insecta; Diptera; Culicidae. Gene Ontology annotation, biological process: DNA integration. The transcript has a single exon. The record is from RefSeq and is a predicted model, not a curated record. The coding region runs from base 1 to 4341 and encodes 1446 amino acids.